AUGCGUCCAUGCUGGGCAUGGCACUGGUGUUUCUCGGGCCCCAUCUGGCUGUGGCUGUGGCCAGUUUGGGCCAUGAGGCCGCAAAUUGAUGGCAGUCUCCAUCCGGACGGCCCGCCCUCCUCUGCAAACAGUACUGGGUGUGACAAGACGCUCUUCUUCGCGGCGGUGGGGCCGGAAUUUAGGGACACGAUGAGAAAGAAUGCCCUUCACCUGCAUGCAACAGGUGUAGUUGACAUCUUCUUCGCCCACUACCGACAAGACUUAGCAAAUUGGCAAAAGGAGUCCUGGUACCAGGAGACGGUGAAGUACAGCGUGUCGUAUAAGGAGAUGAAAGCUGACUUCGUACUGAAGGAGCUUGUGAAGCAAGAGACCUUCAGACUGAGGGGCUAUUGUUGGUAUUGGAUCGCAGAUGAUAAUGUCGACUUCACCUCCUUGGAUGUGAAGCGAUACUUGGCUCUGGCGGCCGAGACGGGAGCCAGUCUGGUGCAGCCCGCCGUGGAAUUCGACAGCCACGGCAUCCCGUCACACCAAAUUGUGACGGCCUACUCUGCAGACGUGGAGUUACCAGACCAUUCCAUCAGUCGAAGCCUCUAUCGGUAUUCGGACUUUGUGGAGGUGAUGUCUCCGCUCUUCCGGGAAGACGCUCUGAUAGCCGCCUGGAAGCUCUACCUCCCAGGCCUGGGCAGCGACUUCGGCAUGGACUUCCUUUGGUGCCGCUUUGUGGCCGCCCAGCUCCGGGCUCGCGUGGACCGAGUGUGUGCCAUCAUCGAUGCAGAGCACAUGUACAAACUUCCACACCUGGAAAGCUACAAUUUCGAGGAUGGGCUGGCCGUCCAAGAGGUUCUCUUGAAUGAAUUUGCGGAAUACACACAGAGGAGCAUGGAGACUUCUGGUCAGCUACGAGAUGAUCUAGAACAGCUGUGCCGGACGGCCAAAGACACACAGCUGGUGCGUGUUCGUGUGAAGCCCUACCUGGCCCAGGCCUCCUGGAAGAUGUGGAAGGCCCUCUUUCGCUGCAAGCAGUAUAACUUGGAAGCCGUGUGUCACAUUGAUGGGACUCUCAUCAACGGAGUCUUUUGGCGAGUUCUGGCUGCCGGACUCGUGUUGUGCAUCCCGCUGCUCCUUUGGACCCCGGUUUCCACACCAAUCCCCGUUUCCGAAGCGAAUGGAGACGGCGACGAGAUGGAGACGGCGUCGAGAUGGAGACGACGACCGCGCGACGAUAUCCCGCGCGCGAGACAUGUUGCUCGUCUCCUGGCCGCAGCGCAGCGUCCUUCAGCCUCGCUCCCUUCGCCAGGUAUGUGCUGCAGCAACUCCGGUCGGCGCUGCAGGUGGUGCGACGCCCCGAGACGUUCAAGAGGCCGCUGCGCGCUCCGUAUCGCCAUCAGAUCUCAGAUGCCAGCUGAAAGGGAGGGGGAAGCCACGGGACAUCUGUCCCGUGACCCUUUGAGUGGCUUUGUCGAACGGUGCGUCGUCUCAACCCACCGCCGGGAACAGCGAGGAAAGGCUGGCGGCUGGCGGUGUCGACAUGCCACGGCUGGGGCUUCGCAUGGUGGAUGGGGGGUGAAAUGGAUCCUCAGUUGGAAAUGA
Durusdinium trenchii is the source of this 1590-nucleotide messenger RNA. NCBI's taxonomy places the organism in Eukaryota, Dinophyceae, Suessiales, Symbiodiniaceae. The record is from the annotation of a GenBank genome assembly.